This is a messenger RNA of Epinephelus moara (kelp grouper), 3608 nucleotides long. RefSeq names its product glycosyltransferase-like domain containing 1 (gene qtman). The record is from RefSeq and is a predicted model, not a curated record. NCBI's taxonomy places the organism in Eukaryota, Metazoa, Chordata, Actinopteri, Perciformes, Serranidae. Gene Ontology annotation, molecular function: glycosyltransferase activity. Bases 16 to 1317 code for a protein of 433 amino acids. The transcript is spliced from 11 exons.
GCUGAUGGGUGAUUGAUGAGGUCAACAGCGUGGCCUGCAGCUGACUCCCGUCCUCACGUCUUCAUUGUAAAGAGCUCCUCACAGGCUCCCAGUGUCCUGCUGGUGGAGGCGUUCUGCGGUGGCUCACACAAACAGCUGAUCGACUUGCUGCAACAAAACAUCGAUGGCUGCUCCGUCUUCACGCUACCCGCUAAGAAAUGGCACUGGAGGGCGAGAACAGCGGCGCUGUACUUCAGCCAGACCAUCCCCACCUGUCCGUCAUACAGAGUUCUGUUCAGCAGCUCAGUCCUGAACCUGUGUGAGCUGGUAGCUCUCAGACCAGAUUUGUCCCGUCUGAAGAAGGUUCUGUACUUCCACGAGAACCAGCUGGUUUAUCCAGUCCGCAAAGACCAGGAGAGAGACUUCCAGUAUGGAUACAACCAGAUCCUCUCAUGCCUGGUGUCGGACGUGGUGGUGUUUAACUCCGUCUUCAACAUGGACUCCUUCCUGUCCUCCAUCUCAUCCUUCAUGAAGAAGAUCCCAGACCACAGACCCAAAGACCUGGACCUGCUCAUCCGGCCCAAGUGUGUGGUUCUGCACUACCCGGUCCAGUUCCCUGAUGUCUGCAGGCUGCUGCCCAAACACAAACUCCUCCGUAGGCCAGCAGAGCCAUCUCAUGGUGAUGACAUCAUCAUACCGCAGAAUGACCAGCAGCAGCAGACUCAAAGGAGUGAAGAGCAGCAGCAGGAAGAUCCACAUGAGUCCAGAUCUGAUCCCAGAACAGAUCAGAGACCAGGUAGUGAAGACCAGGUGAAACCUCUGCACAUCGUCUGGCCUCACAGGUGGGAACAUGAUAAGGACCCUGACCUGUUCUUCUCCACUCUGAUCAAACUGAAGGAGAGACAAGUCGACUUUCACCUGUCGGUGCUCGGAGAGACUUUCACUGAUGUGCCAGAGAUCUUCUCCGAGGCCAGGCGUCUGCUGGACGGUCACAUACUGAACUGGGGUUUCCUGUCCUCCAAAGAGGAUUACCUGCGAGUGCUGUGUGAGGCCGACGUGGUCGUCUCCACAGCCAAACACGAGUUCUUUGGAGUCGCCAUGUUAGAGGCGGUUCAUUGUGGCUGUUAUCCUCUGUGUCCGAAGGCUCUCGUGUAUCCCGAAAUAUUUCCAGCAGAGUACCUGUACUCCACACCUGAGCAGCUCUGUAAACGGCUGCAGGGACUUUGCAGGAGGCCCGACGUCGUCCGCAGACACGUUGUCAAGGUUGACACCUCCGCCUUCUCCUGGACAUCUCUGAAGGAGCGUUAUGUGACUCUACUGGCAGCUGAGUGUCCCUGAAUGCACCGUGGCAGCUCGGACCAGGGUAAUCUGCCCUCAUUAGCUCUGAUGUUCCCGAACGCACUAUGGCAGCUCAGACCCGGGCACUCUGCCUUCAUUAGCUCUGGAGUCCCUGAACACACCGCGGACCCGGGCACUGUGCCUUCAUUAGCUCUGGAGUCCCUGAACACACCGCGGACCCGGGCACUGUGCCUUCAUUAGCUCUGGAUGGUUUGGAGGUUGUCGUCAUGCCUGACUCUGCGCCAUGUCCCGCAGAAAGUGGCGGUGACUUCCAGCCCGAGCGUCUCAGGCACCUCUGAGCCCAGAAUCAAAGGCAGCACGGCGGGCCGGAGACGCCGAGUCUGGACCUGUAAACGUCCCCGUCCUCUCGCUCUCUUUUAUGUGUGUGGUUUGGGUGGAGGAGGGGGGGUUAACGUGUAAAAGCUUUCAUGUUUCCACAGGCGGUGCCACCUCAUAUAUCCGGCUGGAUCCAUUUUUACCCUUUGUGCUGUUGUGGUGGUGUUGUUGACCACAGAGACUGAGCGGCAGCCAGGCUGUGGUUUGUGUCUGUAGCCCCACCUGAGCUGCAGCCAGGUUCACUCCGAGACACACUUAAACACUCCACAGAGACACAAACUGCAGCUGGAACAUAAAUAAGAUUUUUUUCAGACAUGUUUCUGAUCAGCUCACUGCUGCCUGUUCAAUAAGGUGUCCGUUAAAAAAUGAAAAAGUAUAAACCAAUAAUUUAAAUAUUAAACAGGUAAUAAAUGAUGUUCAGUCCUCAGCAACUGCAGCAGCUCGUCUCAUCACUAAGAACUGAUCCUGGCUCAGUUUUCUGUCUUUGUGUUUGAAGUUAAGAUGUGUGAGCAGCUCACAGCUCCAGGCCUCAGGUCAGUGAUCCAGCUCCUGCAGCUACAGACCAACCAACCACUGUGUGUUUAUAACUGACCUCAGGUCAGAGGAGAGAACGCUCUAAUCACACUUUGAUCCACAGCGACAGCAGCAACGCCACUGAGCACGCUCAGACGCCUCAACCAGAACCUCCUCAGACCGUCCUCUCAACACAACAGUCCUCCCUGAGCACACUCAGACCCCCACAAUUCUGCCACUAAAGGGUAGCAGUGUGAGAUGUGUAGAGUCAACAUGUUAACACACACACACACACACACACACACACACACACACACACACACACACACACACACAGUGAACGUGUGUAUUAACAGGCCAAUGAAAAGCUUUAAUGCUUCUGUGCUUUAUGAACUCGGCAGUAAAAACUUUAUUAGUCUCAAGUUGUUCUGGAGGUUUACGAUGUCAUCAGGUCGUGACCUCAGUUCCACGCUGAUGUCACUAUCGACCUGUGUGGUGGUUACAGACUGUACUACAGCUUCAUUGUUCACACUGUGAAGCUAACUGGAUUGUGAAGCUAACUCUAAGGACUUUGAAGCUAACUCUGAGCUAACUAAACUUUGAAGCUAAUUCUGAGCAAUCUGAACUUUGAUGCUAACCCUAAGCUAAGUGGACUUUGAAGCUAACACUAAGAACUUUGAAGCUAACUCUUGAUUUAACUGAACUUAGAAGCUUACUUUGAGCUGACUGGACCUAGAUGCUUACGCUGAGCUAACUGGAAUUUGAAGCUAACACUAGGGACUUUGAAGCUAACUCUGAGUUUACGGAACUUUAAAGCUAACUAUGAGCUAACGGGAUAUUGAAACUAACUAGGUCUUUGAAGCUAAUCCUGAGCUAACUGAACUUUGAAGCUUUCCCAAGGCUAAGUGGAUUUUGAAGCUAAUAUGAGCUAACUGGACUAUUAAGUUAACUCUGAGAUAACUGGACCUAGAUGCUAACUCUGAACUAACAGGACUUUGAAGCUGACUCUGAGGUAACUAGACUUUAAGGCUAACUCUGAGCAAACUGGACUAAACCUAGAGUAUCUGUCAGUUUAGUUUAUUUGCAGGUUAAAUUCAAACAAACACCCAAAGAAUGUUUUAAACCAUUGAGUAGGGAGAGGGAAAAAAUGUGUGUUUAUUGAUAACCUUGACAUGGUUCAUGAUCGCUACUAUAGAUCUGCUCUGAGAAACAUUUUUAACCAAAUGAGAACAAGAGUUCUGUUAGUGAACAAAAGCCUCUAAUGUAUUUUGGCUGGUUAUUGUUGCCAUAGUGUUUUGUCAGUUGACCCAGUUACAUGUUUGUGAGGACCAUGUGUGUGUUCAGAGCAGCUGUUUGUUUAUUAACAGACACACAGACACAGUCUGCUGCAGGUGAAACAUUUCACCUAAGGACGACAUCAUCACCUUCACCUGGUCAUGUGA